AAUCCCAUUCCUGUCUGCUUUAUAGUAGUUCUGAUAGCUAUGUCUGGAAAGGAUAAACUUGCAAUUUUCCCCUCUCGGGGCGCACAAAUGUUAAUGAAAUCCCGUUUACAGGGAGCACAAAAAGGUCAUGGCUUGUUGAAAAAGAAAGCGGAUGCAUUGCAAAUGCGUUUUAGAUUAAUCUUGGGUAAAAUUAUUGAGACAAAAACACUUAUGGGAGAAGUAAUGAAAGAAGCAGCUUUCUCAUUAGCUGAAGCAAAAUUUGCAACUGGAGAUUUUAAUCAAGUAGUUCUUCAGAAUGUGACAAAAGCACAAAUUAAAAUUCGUUCUAAAAAAGAUAACGUCGCAGGUGUUAACCUUCCAGUGUUUGAAUCAUACCAAGAUGGCACAGACACAUAUGAAUUAGCAGGUUUGGCAAGAGGUGGUCAACAAUUAGCCAAGUUGAAAAAGAAUUAUCAAAGAGCAAUCAAGUUGUUGGUAGAAUUAGCAUCUUUACAGACAAGUUUCGUAACCUUAGACGAGGUUAUUAAAAUCACAAAUCGUCGUGUAAAUGCUAUCGAGCAUGUCAUCAUUCCAAGAAUUGAAAGGACUCUUGCUUAUAUCAUUUCUGAACUGGACGAAUUGGAGAGAGAAGAGUUCUAUCGUCUAAAGAAGAUACAAGAUAAAAAGAAACAAGCAAAGGCUAAGCUUGAAGUUGCUAAAGCUGCAAUGGUAGGUGUCGAGAACGACGUAUAUACUCCAAAUAUGCUGGAUGAAGGAGACGAUGAUAUUUUAUUCUAAAAACUGUAAAUAGAUUCUUUUCACAUGCUAAAGUAUUACGAAAAAGUAUGUUUCAAUUCUGAGUGAAUGUGUUAAAAGUGUGAAUAUUGAAGUAUGAUUAAACAAAAUGAUUUAAUCCUUUCACAAAUAUCCUUAGACAAUAUUAGUCUUACAGUACAGCUAUGUUACAUCGAAAAUUGUAUUAACGAAAUGUGGUCAGUAUAUAUCAACAAAUAAUGAUAACAUUUUUUAAUUACAUUAUGAUGCAAUAUAUGCAUAAAGAAUCUAUUAUGUUAUGAUAAUUGGAAAGUGUUAACGAUAUCUCUUGUUGACUGCAUAUCGCUAGCUUGGUAUUUUGUUGAAACUGCUAUUGUGUAUAAACACUUUCAGUGUAUUCGUGUUAUUAUAGAAAUAAGGGUAUCGGUAAAUGAGAAUCUAUUCGCGAUAGAUAGAACAUUAUAAAAUCCAGUAUUUAGUAAAAAUUUAUGAAUAAUAAACAUGUACAUAUACGUUUA
Molecule: messenger RNA, 1271 nt
Organism: Hylaeus volcanicus
Lineage: Eukaryota; Metazoa; Arthropoda; Insecta; Hymenoptera; Colletidae
Gene: Vha36-1
Product: V-type proton ATPase subunit D
Exons: 4
Coding region: 40-777 (245 amino acids)
Cellular component (GO): proton-transporting V-type ATPase complex
Molecular function (GO): proton-transporting ATPase activity, rotational mechanism
Source: RefSeq, a predicted model, not a curated record